Messenger RNA from Oikopleura dioica, 1380 nucleotides. NCBI's taxonomy places the organism in Eukaryota, Metazoa, Chordata, Appendicularia, Copelata, Oikopleuridae. The record is from the annotation of a GenBank genome assembly.
AUGACAGGCGAAGUUCGUCAGAGAAAAAAUGUGGAAAAGGUUGAGAAGAGCGAUGAGAAAAAAGUCGAGGCUAAGUCGAGAAAACGGGUGAUUCGAAGAGUUCUUCCCUGGUGGACAAUGGCAGUUACGCCGUUUAUCGCAAUGUCGGUUGUGACCGGAAUCGACUCGUUUUUGGAUGGACAGAUUUCCGGCUUGGAGGGGCAGGUGACUCGGGUGGAGCUGAUGCUGAAAGGAAUGAAUGAAGUUUGGCCGGUUGAAAAAGCUGAUAGAUUCAUCGCCGAGUUCAAAAAGCUCAACGAAACGCUGCAAGUCCAGAAAAAAGACCUGAUGGAAUACAUCAAAGGCGAAUUCACCGAAAUCGGCGACCCAGGAGGAAUCAUUCUUCAGAUGGACCAACUCCUCGAAGACUUGCGAACGAUCAAGACCCAGGAAGACGAGCGCUUCAAAAUCGUCAAGCAAGCGAAAGAAAAAAUGGACGGAGCGCCAAGUCUGAUCUCCCAACUCAAACAGCACGAAGAAGGGAUGAGAAAAUCGACGAAACAAAUCAAAGAAAUUUACGACGCGCAUUCGAAGUUUUUUGACGAAAAUGAGCUAGGACAAGGAUACAUUAAUUUGACAGAACCGAUCGAGGGUUUGCAAGAUGAAAUCACAAAAGUCUUGAACACCUGCCGAGAAAUCGGAGCCCAAAGAUUCAUCGCAAAUGAAUACCUCACUUUUUACAAGAAAAAAAUGGAUGAAGCAUUCGACAAAAUCAAGAGCGGAAAAUUCAAUUCCAUUCCUGACCCAGUUGCUCAGACCGAAGAUCUCAAUCCUUAUUUUGACCGAUAUGUCGAGGCGAAAAAGGAGUUUUUGAAAUAUCACAACUUUACCCAAGACAUGCGGGAUCGAAUCGAGCACAUCGCAAUCAACGAGAAGUUCACGAACAAUGAGCGAAUUCGACUUGCUGAUACUUUUGGCACUCCUACAGAAUACUUUGCUUUGGUGAAAAAAUUGAUGGAGUACCAGGAACUCAAGCCAAUGUCCGAACUAAUUGUCGAAGCAAAGGGCACUGAGAAAACGAUAAGAGAUAUGUACAAAACCAACUGUGGUCAACAUACAGAAGCGUUAAUCCAAUCCUACACCCGUCAAAUCCACGAACUCGGGGCGAAAAUCGACAAGGCUGUUAAAAAAGCAAACGAGUUCGACUUCAAAGCCAGCUUCGAUGAAAAACUAGUCUUCGAAGUGAAACAGCGAGAAAUCGGUCUUGAAAGAUUCAUAAACAAACUCAAGGCGCAAAUUAUCGUUGCUGAAACUGCAGCUGCGACAAAGUACUACAAUUUUAUCAAGAAUCAAAAGGCGACGCUGACGAAAAAGAAAUCAAAGCUGAAAUUUGUCAAUUAA